AGGGGAAAUACAGAUUUAACCGGCUUCACCUUUACUGCCCCCGCAUAAUACGAUUUGCUCUGGCUAAAACAGAGAGAAAGAGAGAGCCUCUGUUUUAAUUUUAACAAGUAAGUUCGGUGUAUGCAUGUGCCGUGCGUAGUAGUGCCUCAAUGUUUGAUGAUCACGCUUGGCAACAGAAAGACACUAGACACUACAGUAGUUACUACUAAAUCUCCCCAUUUCAAGUGUAGGCGAGAGACGGGCAGGCAAGGGCUGGUGUGCUUGUGUGAGAAUGCGUUCUAGUUUCAGUCGCUGUCUAUGACAGCCUGAAUAGGAUUUGAGUGCUUUUGGAGCCAACAUGGUGGGCAAGCAAUAACGUUUGACAGAAGAUGCGACGGGGGUCCUGUCACUUCAGAUGGCUGGGGAUAGACAUGGCACUUCUCUGUCUGGCCACCUACAGCUGGGCCCAGGACACAGAAGACUGGCGGUACGAGGAAUGUAAACUGUCCCGGUCUGGCCCCCCUGCUACCAUAGUGACCAUUGAUGAAGAGAGCCCCAAUGGCACAGUUAUAGUGAAAAAUAUGCAGAUCAAUGGGAGAGCAGAGGACCCAGGCAGGACCAUCUCUCUGACCCUGCUGGACAAUUACGCCUACUGGGUCAUCCUGGACCCCCUCAGACAGAGACUGUUCCUCAACAGCACCGGACGCGUCCUGGACAGAGAUCCCCCCUCGUAUAUCUCUACCGUCGUGGUGAAGGUCCAGUGUACCAAUGAGCUGGUUGGGACAGUGAUUCUCCACGAGGUCCGCAUUGUAAUCAGGGACAAAAACGACAACACGCCUCGCUUUCAACAGCAGCGCUACUAUGUAGCCGUCAACGAGCUCACUCCUGCCGGGACCAUCAUAUUCACAGGCUUUGGUGAAGACAGUGGGGCCACAGACAUCGAUGAUGGGCCUAACGGACAGAUAGAAUAUGGCAUCCAGUACAACCCCAACGACCCAGUGUCUAAUGAAACUGUGGUUGUAGGGAAUACUCUCUCUGGGUACAUUGUUCUGGCUGAGAGACUAAACUACGAAGAGAGAACACGCUACCUGGUCAUUGUUCAAGCCAACGACCGUGCUCUGUAUAAUGCCAACAGGCGAACUACUACGACCACGCUGACCAUAGAUGUUCUGGAUGGAGAUGACCUGGGGCCAAUGUUCCUGCCCUGUGUCUUGGUCAAUAACACCCAAGACUGCAACCCCCUCACCUACCGCAUCACCAUACCAGAGUUCACCCAACCGAGAGAACUGAACCCGCUGGAGGUGACCCCACCUAUCCGAGCUGUGGACAUGGACAGGAACAUCCAGCCCCCCUCUAAAAGGCCAGAGAUACAUUACUACAUACUGGUUGGUCAGCCCUCAACGUACCCAGAGUACUUCUCCCUGAACAGGACGACUGCAGCGCUCCUGCUCCUGAAACCAGUCAGCAGAGACCUGUACACCAAAUUUAUCAUCAUCAUCAAGGCUGAGCAGGACAAUGGCCAUCCCCUCCCAGCGUACGCUGACUUGAUCAUUGAUAUCCUGGAUGAGAACAACCAGGCUCCAUACUUCCAGUUCCAGUCCUACCAGGGAUACGUCAGUGAGUCCUCCCCAGUGGGAACCACCAUCUCUGCUAGCUCCAACCUCACUGCCCCCCUGGGCAUCAUUGCCCUGGACAACGACAUUGAGGAGAGCAAAGACCCCCUGGUGACAGUGACUCUGGACGACUUGAGCACCAUCUUUGACAUAACCCCGACCGGCAUCACCCGCUACCUCAGACUGCUCAAACCCGUGGACAGAGAGAAGCAGAUGACCUACACCUUCACGAUGAUGGCAUCAGAUGGGAUACAGGAGAGCACCCGGGUGACCAUCAACAUCCUGGUGAUUGAUGCCAACGACAACACGCCCACCUUUGGCGAAGUCUCUGACACCGUCGAGGUGUUCACUGACAUGCAGCCAGGAAAAACAGUACUGCAGCUAAAAGCAUUGGAUGCUGAUGAUGGGUUAAAUGGUCUGGUGACCUAUGAGAUACUUGCCGGAGCACAAGGGGAUUUCAUCAUCAAUAACCGCACUGGACAAAUCACCAUCGCACCCAGGACAGCUCUUAGCAUGGGUCAUUCUUAUGCCCUCACAGUGAAGGCCGCCGACAAUGCACCAGAUAUCCAGAGAAGGAGUUCUAUCACCACUGUGUACAUCAAGGUGCUGCCCCCCAACAAUCAGAGCCCCCCACGCUUCCCCCUCUUCACCUAUGACCUAGAGGUCAGCGAGGCCAUGAGGAUAGGAGCUAUCCUGCUCAACCUACAGGCCACAGACAGAGAAAAUGACUCAAUCACGUACCAGAUUUUGAGUGGGGAUAUUCAGCAAGUCUUCAACCUCUCUAAAACGAUAGGCCUCCUGCUUCUGGGAAAGCCUCUGGACAGGGAGACCACUGACCAGUAUCGUCUCAUUGUCACUGCCUCUGAUGGCAACCUAGGAGGGACCUCCACCACCACAGUGAACAUAGUGGUGACUGAUGUCAAUGAUAACAACCCUAAGUUUGAUCUGACCCUACCCAGAAACCUCACUGUCCAGGAGGAGGAGGCAAACAUGUUUGUGGGUCAAGUCACGGUCACAGAUCCAGAUGCAGGGGCUAACGGUCUGUUGUGCUACAGGAUAGUCAACCACCCAGGUUUCUUCACCAUCAACGAGAACGGCAGCAUAUUCACCGCAGUGCCUCUGGAUCGGGAGCUCAGGAGUCAGUAUGACCUGAUAGUGGAGGCCUCUGAUGUGGCGGUGUACCCCCGCAGGACCACCUUCACCCUCUCUGUCCUUGUGAUAGACAUCGAUGACAACAGCCCAGAGUUCUCCCAGAAGACCUAUGUUGUCAACGUCCCCGAGAACAGCCCUGUGGACACUGUGCUGCUGCGUUUCAGUGCGGUGGAUGCAGACCUGUUCUCUAACGUAACGUACCGCAUCAAGUCUGCGGAGGACAUGAAGCUGUUCUCAGUGAACCCGAUCUCAGGCGAGCUGUCAGUCCUGCAGACCCUGGACUUUGAGGACCUGGCUAGUAUGGGUAUGGGGGCCAACUAUACCUUCCAGGUGGAGGCCGUCGACCAGGCUGGGACCAUGCCCCCCGGUGAGGCCACCGUCACUAUUCGGAUCACGGAUAUGAAUGAUUUCUCGCCAGUGUUUAGCCAAGCCCUGUACAAGGGCCUGGUGGCCCCCAAUGCAGAGAAGGGAACAGUCAUCACCACUGUGUUCGCUGAGGACCAAGACCCUCCUGGUACUCCGGCCAGUCUGGUGCGUUACAGAGUGGAAGAUGACCAAUCACCUUACAGCGGUAGCAUCUUUGAUGUCGAGGAGGAGUCUGGGAGGAUAAUCACCAAGGUCAACCUCAACGAACAACCCAGUGUCACCUUCAAGUUGGUUGUGAUAGCCUUUGACGAUGGAGAGCUAGUGAAGGAGAACCGGACCCUGGUGGAGAUCACUGUUCUCCAGCCCUCCAGGAUCCCCAUCUUCACUGAGGAGGAGUACAGGUUUGCUCCUGUCAGUGAGCUGUCCCCAGUAGGCAGACCGGUGGGCAGCAUCCUGGCAGCCGCCAUCAACCAGACCAUCUUCUACUCCAUCGUGGGAGGAAACGAAGGUGGUGAAUUCCAAGUGAAUAACCAGACAGGUGUGAUCUCCACGGCUAAACUUCUGGAUUAUGAGACUGUUACCAGCUACGUGCUCAGGGUCCAGGCUGACUCCAUGGCCGUGGUCAAGGCCCAACUGCGGGUUCCCUCCAAAACCAACUCAGCCAAGGUAUAUAUCGAGGUGCAUGAUGAGAACGACCACCCGCCUGUCUUCACCAGAAAGUUCUACAUCGGUGGUGUGGCUGAAGACGCCAACACCUUCUCCUCUGUGCUGAAGAUAAAAGCCACUGAUGCAGAUACAGGAAACUACAGUGCCAAUGCGUACCGGCUGAUCAUCCCGCCCACGGCAGACGGUCGAGACAGCUUUGUGAUCGAGCAGUACACGGGUAUCAUCAAGACGGCCAUCAUGUACCGCAACAUGCGCAGGUCCUACUUCAAGUUUGAGGUCAUUGCCACCGACAACUACGGCGAGGGUCUGAGCAGCAGCGCCGAUGUGGUGGUGUCUGUGGUCAACCAACUGGAUAUGCAGGUGGUGGUGUCCAAUGUCCCGCCCACCGUUGUGGAGGAGAAUAAAGAGCAGCUUAUUGCUAUUAUGGAGCGAUACGUCCAAGACCAGAUCCCAGGGGCCAAGGUGGUGGUGGAGUCCAUCGGGCCGCAGCUGUUCGGAGACGGCUUUGACCAGAAGGACUACACCAAGUCAGACCUGAUGGUGUAUGCCAUUGACCCACUGACCAACAGGGCCAUAUCACGCCAAGAGCUAUUUAAGUCUCUGGACGAGAAGCUGGUGGACAUCAACAAGGAGUUCCAGCCCUACCUGGGUCAGAGAGGACACAUCUUGGAGAUCCGCACUCCCAACAUCAUGGCCAGAGUGAAAAAGCCUGCCCAGGCCGUGGGCUACACAGAGGGGGCGCUGCUUGCCCUCGCCAUCAUCAUCAUCCUCUGCUGCAUCCCUGCCAUCGUCAUCAUCAUGGUUACCUACAAACAAUUCAAAGAGAGACAGGCGGAAUGUGCCAAAACUGCCAGGAUUCAGCAGGCUCCACCAGCGGGAAAGUCUGCCGCUCCACGUGCCUCGACAGCCAAUUUCUACGAGGAACUGGGGGACAGCAGCAUGGCCUACAGGCGAGGAUACGGCAUACAGCAACUGCUAAGGACAUCCCUGCUGAGACCUGAGGAGCUGACCAUGGAGUCAGGCAUCGACCCAGGCCAAGACUACUACAGGGAUGACUACUAUAAUUACGACCAAGGGUAUGACCUUCCUCCGUAUGGCAAACACAGGAAGCUUAUCUCUCCCAUGUACUAUGAGCAUGGAGAGCUGUUUAUGGAGGAUGACUACCACAGCCCCCAUGGGUCUGAGCCUGGGGUGAGGAUGAAGCGGCUCAAGCUGGUGGUGGAAAGCUCCACGGGAGAGGACAGCGCUCCUGAACCCCAGAGGAACUGCCUGUCUCAUGUCAAUCGCCACGCUAACAUCAAUGGGAACGUCUACCUCUCUCAGAAUGGGACCAUUGUGCGGACCAGGAGGCCCGUGCACCCCAACAACCUCAAGGUGGGCUCCCCUGGCCACCUGGGCAAACAGUUUAAAAAUCUGGAAAUGCUGACUGAGACUCAGGAGAAGCUUCAUCUAAACAGCAUGGGGGAACCGGUAACAGGAAAUGGAAUAGGUACACUUACAGGCAUUACCUCCACCGUUGACAUUAAACUCAGUCCUCCAGCGGGUCCCUGGGGUUCAGCAUCAUGCGCCUUGACAGAAUUGGGUCCAAAUCCAACAUUGCCAAGGCACUACAUGACAGAAUCAGCAGAAGCAACUGUUGUGUAGAUGAGCAGGAGUCGUGUUUCGAAAGAAACGUUGACAUCCCACAGCAACCACACAUUAUCAGAGGAGGAGGAGCUGUGCAUGGGGCCUUGGAACAGCCUGCACAUACCGAUGACUAAAUUAUGACAUAUGGACUGCUGAGUGUUUAUCUUUCUGUUGACAAAGUUGACCAUGUUUUUAAUGUGUUGAGAGAAGGAGCAAAAUAUUACUCUAUGUCUCUGAUGUUUAAGCAGCAAUCACUGUCCAAGACUACCAGUAUGAUUGCACUAACGGUAUUAUUGCACUAUUCUUAUGAAUUGGAUAUUUAUGAGUUUUGAUAUGCUGAUGUUUCAUGUGUCUAAUACAUAUCCCUGAUAUGGCUAUUAUACAGAUCAGUGAAAUUGCUGUGAAGCAAUGCUUGCCUUGAAACAUUUAUGACAAGUAACGAAUGUUGAUUGGUAUUAUCCCUAAAAAUGACCUUGAAGGCCUUUGUCACGCUGGAUGUUGCAUAAUAUGUUUUAUAAGUAUUUUCUUGACUUGGAUGUGAAUGAUGUCUGGAGCCGAGAUACUUGAUAAUAUAGAUACAUAUAAUUAUAAUAAUUAAGAAAUUAUAUGUAUUUUACUAAGAUGGUAUUUUAUUUGCAAAUAAUUAAAUAUUAUUGUUGAUGAUUUUAUGUUUUAAUUAUAUAAAGAGUUAAUUCAAUAAUUUUUGUCAUUUUAUAUCGAUCAGAGUAAGGAGAGACACUUGUAACCUAUGACAUAGAAGUAAUGCAUACAUGUUUGUCAAUACUUCAACAAAAACAAUCAUUAUUUAAACUAUGUUGUUUUUGUCACGUUCUGACCUUACUUCUUUUAUUAUGUCUUUGUUUUAGUAUGGUCAGGGAGUGAGUUGGGUGGGUUGUCUAUGUUCCGUUUUCCAUGUUGUGUUUGACCU
This is a messenger RNA of Oncorhynchus tshawytscha (Chinook salmon), 6330 nucleotides long. RefSeq names its product protocadherin-15. The record is from RefSeq and is a predicted model, not a curated record. NCBI's taxonomy places the organism in Eukaryota, Metazoa, Chordata, Actinopteri, Salmoniformes, Salmonidae. The coding region runs from base 369 to 5420 and encodes 1683 amino acids. Gene Ontology annotation, molecular function: calcium ion binding. Gene Ontology annotation, cellular component: stereocilium; plasma membrane. The transcript is spliced from 38 exons. Gene Ontology annotation, biological process: inner ear development; sensory perception of sound; homophilic cell-cell adhesion.